UUUUUUUUUUUUUUUUUUUACACUAGUGUGGCAUCUGCAUAGAUCUUACAGUGGCCAUCUUGGUAAAGAGUCGGCUGGAGUUAAACUAAACACUGCGUUGUUUGAAGAGUGUGAGAGUGGUAUGGAGUAUAAUGCAGGGUUAAUUUAUUGUUUAGGGCAGUGGUUUCCAAACAGGGAUACUUAGCAGUUACCAGAACUAGAGACAGCUUCUCAAAUGGGAGGAUAAGGCUGCUUUUCUGCAUCAUAUAUCAUAGUAAACUGAACGUAUUUGGGCUUUGGACUUUUGGUCAGACAAAACAAGGCAUUUGAAGAUGUCACCUUUGGUUUUUCAAGAGCAUUUUUCACAACUUUAUGACAUUUCAUAGGCUUAACAAAUAAUCUAAAAAAACAACCAGGGGAUUAAUUGAGAGUUAUAGACACAUAACUGGGAUUACAAAUUGGUGUUAGGCUGAUCUUUAGUAUAUUUAUUGUCAUAAUAAUCAAUAAACUACGUGCCUCCCACCAACCGGAGUCAGUUGUAACACCGUAACAUCACCAAUCGGAUUGAGAGUUUGUGAAACCGAGGUUGUAUGGGAGCAGAAAUAGACAGCUCAAAGUAAUACAAGAUAGAUUUAUUGAUCAUUUUAAAACCCAGGCUUGUAUAAUGAGAUUUUGUUUUGUAGUUCCCUUUAUGAUAAAUUAUAUACAAUAGAUCAGUGAAUAAAUAAUAAAUCAUAGAAAUAAUAAGUCAUAGAAAUGAAAACUAUUUUACAUGGUGGAGUGCUGAGGAUGAAUUAAGUAGUCUCACAGCCUGAAGGAAGAAGCUGCUCUGUAAUCUGGUGCUACGGCAGCGGACACUUCUGUAUCUCUUGCCAGACGGCAGCAGGGUGAACAGCUGGCUGGGUGGGCACUGUCCUUUAGUAUCCUUUGGGCUCUGUGCAGGCACCUCACCUCACGGAUAUCACUGAUGCUUGAUAGGUUGGGACCAAUGAUCUUCUGAGAAAAAUGGUUGAAACAUCUAACUUCUGCCACUCCAAGUGGUAUUUUUAGCCAAACCCACUGGAAAAAGAAAACAGAGACCAAGCUUAAUCGAGAAUUCCAGUAUUAUUAUGUCUUUUAUGAUAAAAAAAAUAUGACAACAGUAUGCACUUUUAUGCAAUUAAUAGUAGAUCUGAAACAAUUAAUUGAUUAAUUAAGUGGGUGACUAUUUUAAGUCAUUUUUCUACUUCUGCUUUACUGCGAUUUAUAUAAUUGUAAACUCUUAUCUUUUGGUUUUGGACUACAAAACAAGCAAUUUUAAGAUGUCACCCUUAGCUUACAUAAAUUGUUAGAGGCAUUUCUCACUAUUUUCAGACAUUUAAUAGACAAUCUAUUAAUCGAUCAAGAAAAUAAUGAAAAUAAUUUUUAGUUGCAGCCCUAUUUAAUAAUGUUAAAUAACAUCCUGUUUAUAAUCAGUUCAAAAGAACACAUUUGGAACAUGAUGAGUAGUGUUGGUGAAGGGGUUACUGCUUUUUCUUUGGCUUUUAGGGACAUCAGACAAAUUAUUUUUUUUAGAUUUAGUUGUUAAGCUCCUUCCCCUGUAGACCACAAUACAGCCAUGCAUUCCAGUUCAGUCAUUCAGAUUCACUGAACACCUGUGCAGCACCAUAGCAGGGCUGUUUCCCUGCUGUAUUAAAUGAAUUUAAAAGGGCUCCAAAAUGAAAUACUAAUGGAAUGUAAAGCUAAUCUAAAUAUGCUAAUCCCUAAACACUUCAUAAACAUACACAGCAACAGUCCGCCACCCACUCUCUGUAGUCGCUCGCUGUGGAAUGCUUUAGCCACAGGGGGUCUAGCAGUAAUGACAGGCUUGUGGUGGAUUAAUGUGGAGUUAUUUAUUUCCGAUUGAGCGAGUCCCCCUCCCACUCAUAUCCCAGACCCCCCCGCCCCCUCCCUUUUUAGCAGUUAGGCCGGGUCUCCAUGACUCCUGGAGAUACUCCGAACGAGCAGUCUUAGACGUUCUGUUAAUGCAGUCCGCCUUGCUAACAUGCCCAGACCACCGCCGACAGGCCUCACACUGCAUUCUGGGAUAUCUUCAGUCCUUUACCUGCUCUUAGCUAAUUACUUUUUAGCUGCGCACUCGCACAAUAAUUGGUCUUGUGCUGCUGCCUCCCCACCCUCUGCUGCUCCAAGUGCUAGUUUGAGCACUUUUUUCUCCCCUCUGUGUCGUCCUUAUUCCCCUGUUUUUUAUCGUCCUCCAAAAAGCCAUCCAAUUAAUAUGCUAAUGAGCUGAUAAAUAUUUAUAGGGGUUUAAAUUAUGCAGAAAGCUUUCAGAGCCCGGUGUGAAAUGCGUCGCUCGCAGGACUUCAAAGCCUUGCAUUGCUAACGAGGCAGGGGCAGAUUUGCAUACGGCUUUAAUCAGCUGAAUACUGAUUAUGCUUCAUUAUAGAGUUGGAGGAAGGGGAGCAGAGUUGGAGGAGGCCGCCAGCUGCACUUGUCGUUUGUUUCAUUCCAGCAAGAGGGAGAGGGUGAACUUUUUGAGAAGUAUAGACAAUCUUGGCAAAAGAGAGAGAGAGAGAGAGAGAGGGAGAGGGAGGGAGAAAGAAAUGGAGAGCGAAGUAGGCUCUGUAAAAGAGAGAGGGGCAGAGCUAUAAGAAAAGAAAAGAGUACAGAGAGAGAGGGAAGGAGAGCUGUUUGCCUAAACCCUGUUGGCUUUCCCAGUGUGCGUAUCCCAGUGUUAUUCACUGAACCGUGCAGUGGACAGUGCCACUGUGUCUGUGUGUCGCUCUGGUUGUAUUGAACUCUGCUCGCUGCUGACCAGUGGAGUGAAGAGAGGGAGGAGUGGGAGGAGGAACAGAGCGCCGGACACCCUGUCAGUGGGUUUGCCCGGCAGAGGCAAUUUUCCAUGAUAGGUUCUGCAACCAUGCUGGAAAACACAGGUGGAGCAAGAGCGGAUGCUAAAGUGAAUAAUCAGUCAGAAACUACUAAAUGUGCAAUGGAAAGUGGUGACGGGAACACCGGAAUCCAAACCAAUGGAUUGGACUUUCAUAGGCAGAUGGUGCCAACCACAAGUGCAAUCACUAAUGCACAUGCACAAGCCCUCCUCCAACAGUCUAAGUCGGAAGACUCGAGUGCUCUUCCGACCUCCGUCCAGCAGAGCGUAUUGCCUCAAACCCAGCUAAUGUUGGCCGGGGGACAGAUUGCUGGAUUGACCCUAACCCCAGCGCAGCAGCAGCUGUUGAUCCAGCAGGCUCAAGCUCAGCUCCUGGCUGCAGCCGUGCAGCAUUCAGCCAGCCAGCAGAACAGCACCACUGGAGCCAGCAUCUCAGCCUCUGCAGCCACACCCAUUACCCAGCUGCCCCUGUCACAGCCCAUCCAGAUCGCCCCUAAUCAACUGCUGACUGUCUUUCUGGAAAAUCAGCAGCUACAGCAGCAGAAUCAUCUAAGUCUGCCUCAGUUUGUUCUGGUGCAGCCUGGCCACCCGAUCGCCACAUCACUGCAGCCCGCUCAGUUCAUCAUCUCACAGACACCGCAGACCCAACAGGGCAUAUUGCAAGCCCAGAGUCUUCUAACUCAACUACCUCAAAGCCAAGCUAACCUCCUGCCAACUCAACCAAGCAUCACCCUUGCAACUCAGCCUGCAACUCCAACCCGCACAACAGCAGCCACACCUAUUCAGUCCCUGCCCCACAGUCAGACACCACCCAAACGGUUGGAUACCCCCACUCUGGAGGAGCCUAGUGAUCUGGAGGAACUGGAACAGUUUGCCAAGACCUUCAAACAGAGGCGUAUCAAACUGGGCUUCACACAGGGGGAUGUCGGCCUGGCCAUGGGGAAGCUGUAUGGAAAUGACUUCAGUCAAACUACCAUCUCUCGCUUUGAGGCCUUGAAUCUGAGCUUUAAGAACAUGUGCAAACUCAAGCCAUUACUGGAGAAGUGGCUCAAUGAUGCAGUUUGUGCAGAGAACCUGACAUCUGACCAGUCCCUGUCCAGCCCCAGUGCCCUGGGCUCCCCGGGCAUGGGCAUAGAGGGGAUUAACCGCAGACGGAAGAAGAGGACCAGUAUUGAGACCAACAUCCGAGUGGCCUUAGAAAAGAGCUUUCUGGAGCAGAACCAAAAACCUACCUCUGAGGAGAUCACCAUGAUCGCUGACCAGCUCAACAUGGAGAAGGAGGUGAUUCGGGUCUGGUUCUGCAAUCGCCGGCAGAAAGAAAAGAGGAUUAACCCACCCAGCAGUGGUAACAGUGGUGGAGGCAACACCCCCAUCAAAACCAUCUUUACCCCCAGUAGCCCUUUGGUGGCCAGCACAGCAAGCCUUGUGAGCAGUCCAACUAUUAACACACCCACCACUCUGACUGUAAACACAGUGAUGCCUCUUACCACCACCAGCGUCUCCAGUUUGUCUUUCACAGGCACAAACACAGCAUCCGUCAUCUCCACUGCACCUAUGGUUACUACAGCAACCAGCUCUCCGUCUUUAAGCCCGUCGCCAACAACUAUUCAGUCCACGACCACAGAGAGCAAGGCUGGCACUCAGGCGCAAACCAUCUUCACCCAGGCGCCUACCUCCUUGGCCACCACUUUAGGGACGGGUCAGGUGAUGGUGACGGCUCCAGGGUUGUCCGCGGCGCUGCAGGGUGCUGCCCAGUUACCCACCAGUGCCAGCUUUGCUGCUAUGGCUGCUGCUGCUGCAGGGCUCAACCCAGGACUGAUGGCCUCUUCCCAGUUCGCUCCAGGGGGGGCCCUGCUCAGUCUGACUCCUGGUGGCCUUGGCAGUGCACUGAGUCCUGCCCUCAUGAGCAACAGCACCCUAGCUACCAUCCAAGCUCUGGCAUCGAGCGGCACAAUCCCCAUCACUUCUCUGGAUGGCAGUAACCUGCUGUUCGCCAACACCUCUGCUGGUAACACGCCCAACCUGGUGACCACGCCGCUCUUCCUGAACCCCCAGAACCUGUCGCUGCUCACCAGCAACCCCGUCAGCCUGGUGUCGGCGGGGGCGGGGGGGCUCCAGGUCACUGCCGAUGGUCAUCAUCAAGCCACCACGGCUGCUGUGCCUGUGCAAGCCUCGACCAUUACCACUGCCUCCAAGGCUCAGUGAAGCCAGUCGAGCUGCAUCCUGAAUAACGCCCUAUUUUUUAUGUCGUGCACUACUCCUAUCACACCACGUAGGGAAUAGGGAGGUCGUUUAAUAUAGGCUCUGCGCUUCACUAACCACCCCACAUUAUUUCCAUUGUAUCUAUCAUUAUUUAAUUCUUUUGCUGCCACCAAAAAGAAAACAACCUCAAGUGAGGUUGAGGUUGACUUUUUGUUUUUUUAGUUUGUUUCCUGUCUUUUCCUUUAUGAUUCUUGGAAGUUUUAUUUUUUUUUCCUUUUUCACAAACAGUAGCCAGAUGGACACUGUUGUUGGCCUGCCGCUCCUCAUGAACCUUGACAAGUGUCCAGGAAGAAAAAUAUCCUCGGCACCAUCAAGCUGUUCACAUUUUGUAUAUAUAUAUAUAUCCUCCUAUUUCCAGGUCAGAAUUUUCUCUGAAAUACUUCUAACCAAAAACUUUAGGAUUUUGCUCUUUUAACAUUCAGACUAAACUGAUUUACUACUAAUUUCACAAUAUUCAUCAUCACUAAUGGGGAUUUGUGUGUCACCCCAUGUUUAAUGAUCUCUUUUGGGUUUUUUCGACAGGCCUUUGAUGUAAAUCAUAUCAAAGUUAUAUUGUAGAGACUUUUUUUCUUUAUCUUUGCUGUCUAUAUUUUUUGACAUUUUCAGAACUUUGUAAUUCUAAUAUUAAGUUAAGAUUUAACUAUCAAUUUUUAAUCGUGGUUAUAAGGCUUUAAAAACAAGUAAUAAGUGGCCGAUAUAAAGGUUAUCGUUGCUUUAAGGGUCGGAGGGACCAGAUGUGUCUCUCUGAGUCUCUCUUUCUGGAAACACUGAGUUUUACAUUUCGCUGUGGUGGCGAAGUAACCACAGAGCUUUUGUAAAAUGACGGUCUAGGUGUGGAUCAUAGACACUGAUAGAAAAUGACUGAAAACAUUGAGAGCUUUAAAAAGAGCUGCAGACAUGCAGUCCCAUGUCCGAUUAAGGGUGAUUUGUUUUGGAUGGUGGUCCCUUGGAAGACUGUAUAUUAUGUUUGGAUUCAGAGGUAGAAGUUAGAAGUCUGCAUGUGUUGUCUACAGUUCAGGCAGAUGCUGAGAGUUCAGUUGACUGCGUGAUCCACAAGGCUCUGCGGCGGACUGGUCUGUUUUGAGGAGGACUAGUCACGGGGCAUGGCCAUCAUACCAGAUGUAUGGUGGCAUUGGCUAGAUGGGGUUAUUGUAUUGUGUUUUUGUUUUCUUUUUUAAUAGUAGUACCGUCGUAUCUACUUGUGCACAGUAUCUGUACCAAAAAACUGGAUUGAUGAGCUGCAGUCUGCCUGUUUUGGGAGGAAUGAAAUUUUUUUUUUUUUUUUUUUUUUUUUGGUCUGCAGUCAUUUGACUGGCUUACGUACUUUAAGAUAUACCAAAAAUAUUUGUUAAAAUAAUUGCUGUGUAGUUGGUGUAGCUUAGUCUAGUCAAUAUAUUUAUGAGUACAGAAUCUCUCUUCAUUCUCAACAGAAUAUAGAAAUGCAAUAUUUUAAUGAUCAUUUUCCAAAGAUGACCUUUUUUUUUGUUUUAAUUUGACCAAGUGUCUCAUAGCUCAGCUUUUUAAUUGGCAGCACAACUGACCAAAAAGAGAGGGAUUGGUGGGUUGGGGCAUGAGAAAGUAGUUUCCUUUUACUCUUUUUGAAUCGGUUUUUAUCACCGGGCCCUCGCCCCUAAUACCUGAUCCUGUUUUUUUUUUUUUUUUUUUUUUUGCCAUUUGAUGGCUUGUUUUCCUUUUUCAUAUGUUUUGGCCAUUUUGAUAGCAGUUUUGGACUUUUCUGAAGCAUAAUUGAAAGGUUCAGUUUUUUUGGUUUUGUACUAAUAUUCAGCCAUAAAACAACAGCUUGAACCAAAGUGGUUUUCCUCAGUAGUUGCUGUGCCUGUCCGAGCACACAAGUUGCCGUUCACACGAUCUCUAACUCUCCACACUACUGACAAAUUAUUUUCCUCCUUGGUCAAUGCCUGAUAUUCCUGAUUUGGUGCUGCUGGAUAAGGAUCACAGAAACCUAGCUUUAACAACUUGCUGUUGAAACUCCUGGUGGAGUUGAGCUGUUGAGAAGCCUGCAUGCUUUCCUAUAGCUUUAUGACUACAGCCUGAAAAUCAGGUUUUGUAGUUUUAGACCCUCCCGUCCAGAGGGCUCACCUAUGUGAAUGCAUAGAUCUGAUCAUCAGAUAACAUACUACUCGUCCUCUCAGCAUUUCGAACCAGCAUGUUAUGAAACAAUAUGCUACUCCCUAAAUCUGUCUGUGGACUAGUUUUAAAACCUUCCAAAUUAUCUUACCCAACACAGUGUUGGGCUAAGUACUGUUAUGUGCUACACAUUCAGCUAAACCCCACAUAAAAGUAGCAUUGUUCUGCUGCUUUCAAAUAACAAAAUGAAUUACCACAGUGAAAUCACUGAGACUGUAAGCAGUGAAAUUUGUCCACAUUAUCCUCUUGUGUACUUCUUUUCUGUUGUCGAAUUAUUUUGACUGAAUAUACCUCAGCAGCACUUAAACAUAAGGUUCACCUUUAGACAUUUCUGUGUAUAGAACAGUGUAGAAUGUAUAAGUACUGUCUGGCUUGCCAUUCAAAAUUUAUACUGAUGAACCAUACAUAGGAACCAUACAUAAAAUGACAACCUACUACUGCUAUUUUCUAGUACUACUAUUUAUGGGGUAUUUCCAGGUUUUAAUAUUAUUUUGAGAUCCUUCUUGCCAAAGUAAAAGCCUUUCUCUUUGCAGCUAGCGGGUGUCUGGCUGCUCAUGUUGCUGGUUUCCCCGUCUCUUAAGGCCAUAACGGGCCUAAAGGACUCAGUCCUGUUCCAGUGCUGUUUGUAGUUACUAAAGAGUUGAACAUGUGCUAGCAAGAUGAACCAGUUGCCAUCGGCACCAUAGGAUGUUACUGAAAUAUUUAUCUGAGGAAAGACUUAAGAAUUAGAGAAACGAUCUUUUCUUAAUUCUAUACAUAUAAAUAUAUAUAUAAACACUUGUAAGAUAUUCAUAUUUUAUAUUUGAACCAGUAUGUUAUCAAGACUGAAUGUAGUGUUUAUCAUGCUUACUCAAAAAAAAAAAAUCCCCCCCUAAAUCUUCCUUUUUAUUAUUGCAAAAUAGGAUUUUUUUUAAACUGUCAAGACCAAAAAAUAAGAGAAGUAAUCUGAGACCACGCCUCGGAGGUGCGUGAGUCGCUGACACCUGUGUCUGUCGUGUAUCUGCGAGGUCUUUUCAACAGGAGAGGCUUGCUCAGGCGCUCCUGACUCUGAAGCAUCUGAUCUUAAUCUUUUAAUAGAUUUUUUUUGUUUGUUUGUUUGUUUUGGUUGAGUCAUUGUGGACUUGAUUUGUUGUGCUGUCUUUAACAAUCAUUUGAUUUCUUUAAAAAAAAACUUUAUGCCUUUAAUUGUUUUGUAUAGUGUGAGAGGGCAAGAUCACUGGCUUUCGUAGUUUGACAAAGAAGAUUAACAUUAUCAUUUAUGCCUUAUUGUUACGUAGAAGACAUGAGCAUUGUAGCAUUGGUGUGUGUGUGUGUGUGUGGGUGAGAGAGAGAGAGAGAGAGAGAGAGAGAGAGCUUGAACGUUGAGCUCACCUGGUGCAUUGUUUUCACUGAAACAAUACAGUGUACUUUGGGCAUUUUGGAGCGUGAUUAUGUUGCUACCUAUGUUUUUUAGGUGAGACUCAGACAGGUUGACGAUACCUGUGAGAAAAGCUUUACUAAUAAUUCCAGCAGGUGUGUGUGUGUGUGUGUGUGUGUGUGUGUGUGUGUGUUAAAAACGAGAGAAGAGGGAGGGCAGUCUACAAACCAUUGUGGUGCAUUUUUUUUCCAUCUUCCAGCAGGUGUUUGAGAGUGAGUUUUAAAAAAAGAAAAAAAAAAGAAAUGGUGAGACAUGAGAGUAGUUAUAUUUGUUUUUGUCCAGAGGGGGUCUCUGCUGAUUAACUAAAGCCUAUAAGCAAGCCAGUAUUUGGUUUAUAAAGGUAAAACUACAGUUUGUGGUCAUACUUCUCUACUAAUGUCAACAGAUGAUCUUUUUAGCACUGGCUUGGCUUUAAUGCUUUAGUUUCAUUACAUGAGAUUUCAAGAUGUUCUUGUGGAUCAGCCAUGCAUCAAGUUGCAGUAUGUCGACCCACCACACUGGUUUGCUGGUUUUUUAACGUUGACGAAGGAAGUGUGGAGCACCAGUAAGGCAAAAUGGAGCUGUUGUAUACCUCAUUUCUAACUCAAGACUGAGUGAAACCUGCUUUAAUCUACUUAAGAAAUACAAAUAUUAAAAAAAAAAAAUCACAAAAAAAAAAUUAUGAAAAUACACAAACUUGUGUCAGUGGAGAAGCCCGUUCAUACCUGUACUUCGUGAAGGGGUUGCGAAAAAUGCCACCACAAGGGGAAGACAGAAUACAUACCAGUACUCAUGAAUGUCUGCUGUUUUUCUUUCACAAUUUGGUGUUUUUAUGCUGCACACUGAUGUAUUUCAGCAUUGGAUGGAAAUGAAUUGUUGUAACUUGAGAUAAAAGUUUAUUUUUAAUGUAUUGUAUUCCUUUACUGUCAGUUAAAAGUUACUUUUCGUUAUAUAAAUAGACCACCCCUCCAUGUUUGAACACUUUAAGUUUGACAAUCCUGUUUUGUUUUUUUUGUUGUUUUUUUUUUAGGAUUUUUUAGAAUAUAUAAAAAAUAUAUAUCAUUUGUUUUCACUCUGACCAGGUACAGGUAUGUACUUGUCUUCCCAUAUGGCGGUGCACUGUCGCAAGCCCGCUCUCGCUUUCCUGUGGUACCAACAUUAACCAAAGACUUCUAACUUGAUUGUAUAUGAACGACACCCAUCUCCCGCCCCAUCCCUGCCUCACUGCUCAGCAUCAAGUCCCGGCUGCACGCUCUCACCCGAGUCCUCAAUUCAUCUGUAAAGCUUUUUAUUGCAUGCAAAUGUGUAUCCGCCCGGAAACACGCCGGCAUCCUGUCGGUGCUGCGGUUUCAGUGCCUGUGGGCGGGGAUCGGAGGGGGCGGGUUGAACAGGGGCUGAGCGGGCUUCUCCGACAGACACGAACCAAUCUGGUGGUAGCUGGGUGAUGUUUAUUAAUACACACUGAGGGUUGAUCCUGUGCACACUGUACAUGCUCAGGACUCUGUAUGUUUGUCUGUAUUGAGUGCUGUUGCUAGGAUGUUCCCCCUCCACUCUCUCUCUCUCUGUCUCUCUCUCUCUCAAGGACUGUGGUGAAAAUGCUGUUCCUGCCUCUCACAGUGUGUCUGUCUCUUCCUCAUCAUCUGUACACUGUAUAGUCCCAGGACAUUUACCCUGUUGUCUCCAGGAAUACACAUCCUGCGGUCACUAAAACUCAAUGCUGUGUCGCCAUUCCUCCUCCACCUCCUCCCUUGUCCCUUCUUCUGCUCUCUCCUUUGACAUCGUCUCACCACUACAGACUCUGAUCAGCUGUGACACUAUGCAUCAUGGUCCUUCACUCUGCAUGGACUGUGUCCCUCCGGCUCAAAACUCUGGCCGACGGGCUUCAGUGACACUUUCUUUAAUGCUUUACUCCAAGUGAGGUUGUAGGACCUCACAAGCGCUAUCCCAAAGCAAAAAUCCAAAUAUUUAACUUUUGACAAAUGCAGAUACCAAAGAUAUCUCUCUGUCCUGUGUCUUUCUCUCGCUGUUUUUCUCUCCCGUCCACCCUGCAGCAUGUGUAUUAAGAGACAAACCCAGCACUGGCUUUAGUCCUAGCCUCAGUAAUUCCAAAGCUUAGAUGUAUAUUUUGGUAUAUUUCUGAGAAAAACUUGCGUGAAAAGCGUCUGUUUCUCGUUUGUUUGUUGUAAUCUCUUUUUUCUGUCACAGCAUGGAACUAAUUGCAGAACUGUCUUACUCUUGGUAGGUUAAAGAUAUAGUAUUUUUGUAUGUUUUUGGGUGUGUCAUGUGUGUGAUUUAUCAGUUCACAGCCCAAGUGACCAUGGCUUUUAACAAGAGAGAAAAUGAGGAGAAAAAAAAACGCCAACCAUGUACAUAUUACGUCUGUGUUUCAAGAAAUGCAUUCUGUAAAACAUUCUCACGUAGGAAGCUUGGGCUCAUCUAAAGGAAUGUGUCCCCGAUUUUAUUUCCCUUUUUUUAAUUCUGCAGUCUGAUAAGAAUUGUCUUUCCAGGACUGUAAUGUAAACAGUUCUGGUUCCCAUCGUGGACAACAGCUCUGAGGGACACUGCUCUGAUCUGACUACAAGAAAAUAACUAACAAACACAAAAACCUGCCUCCAGUUAUGGCAGCAUAAAACUGAAAGAUUGUGUAGAAGUUUUAAGUAUGUGAAUCAGGAUACAUAGUAGGUUUUGAUGCAUUUGUCUGCUGUAUUUUUGUUUGUUUUGUUUUUAUACACAUAUAAAGAUAAUCUUUUACUGUUAAUGUACAGUUCUCUUUUGUUGUAAACAUCAUUAAACCAUUUUCCAGGUG
This is a messenger RNA of Siniperca chuatsi (mandarin fish), 11460 nucleotides long. It is a transcript of the gene pou2f1b, whose product is annotated as POU class 2 homeobox 1b. The coding region runs from base 2861 to 5053 and encodes 730 amino acids. Gene Ontology annotation, biological process: regulation of transcription by RNA polymerase II. The transcript has 16 exons. Gene Ontology annotation, molecular function: RNA polymerase II cis-regulatory region sequence-specific DNA binding; DNA-binding transcription factor activity, RNA polymerase II-specific. Gene Ontology annotation, cellular component: nucleus. Lineage: Eukaryota; Metazoa; Chordata; Actinopteri; Centrarchiformes; Sinipercidae. The record is from RefSeq and is a predicted model, not a curated record.